Salarias fasciatus (jewelled blenny) is the source of this 3442-nucleotide messenger RNA. It is a transcript of the gene dhx30, whose product is annotated as DEAH (Asp-Glu-Ala-His) box helicase 30. The record is from RefSeq and is a predicted model, not a curated record. The transcript has 19 exons. Gene Ontology annotation, molecular function: RNA helicase activity; G-quadruplex RNA binding; DNA helicase activity. NCBI's taxonomy places the organism in Eukaryota, Metazoa, Chordata, Actinopteri, Blenniiformes, Blenniidae. Bases 20 to 3442 code for a protein of 1140 amino acids. Gene Ontology annotation, cellular component: cytoplasm; intracellular anatomical structure; nucleus.
GCUGCCCGGAGUCGUCCUCAUGCGGCUCAGAGCGCUCAGCCUCCCGCUCACAGCCGCUUUCAGCGGCGGCACCGGCGGCGGGACGGCCGGCCUGUGGCGCUCGCAGUUGCAGCGGUCCGGCAGCAAAGUUCGGAGCUCCCCGCAGCGCGGAGCCGCUCCCCAGGCGAAAGGAGGUGAGGCCAGCCUCCUGCGGCAGUUUCCGGACCCCAAAGGCCUCCUGAACAAUACCGUCUCCCGGUCUCUGGGGGUCAGCGACCUGUCCCGGUUCAUCCAGUACAGCUGCACGGAGCAGGCCGGGGUGAAGAGAGCCACCGUCACACUGCUGUGGCCCUGCAGGAUCCAAGAGGACGGCUACGCCUCCAAGAAGACCGACGCCGAGCGCUUCGCCGCCGCUGCCGCCUGUCUGAGGCUCAGAGACCUGGGUGUGAUCGGCCCCAACAACCAGCUGCCUCGGAGGAGAGCCGGCAGGGCCAGAGGAGGCUUCCCUGCAGCUCCCUGUGACCAUCCGGACCCGUUCUCCUCCAGAGAAGAAGAAGCAGAACAGGAGGACGUCUCCCGAGUGUCUGAAGCUCUGUCCAUGUUCCCACAACCCAAAGCCCUCCUGAACAGAGUGGUCCAGGCUGCCACGUCCUCCAACCGGUGCAGGGAGCUGAUGCAGUUCACCACCACCGGAGGGAGGCUGAAGCGCUGUGAGCUGACGCUGCGGUGGCCGGAGCAGAUGACGUUGGUGGGCGUGGCCGGCGGUCGCGUGGCGGCGGAGAGACGAGCUGCCGCUCUGGCCUGUCUGAAGCUGAAGGAGUUGGAGCUGCUGGAUGAGAACAACGACCCUCUGACUCACGCCCAGUACCACCGGCAGAAGGUGAAGGAGGCCGGUGACCGCCACAGACAACCGGUGCUGCUGGACAUUCCAGCAGACCUGCAGCUGUGCAUGAGGGAGCACCUGACACAGUACCCGGUGGCUACAGAAGUCCAGAAACUCUGGGAGGAGGAGGAGCUGAGAGGACAGCAGACCGAGGAGGACGAGGAGGAGGAGGAGGUGAUGGACACCAUCACCGGCCGACCGUACCGCCCCCUCUCCGACCUAGAGGCUCGACAGCUCAGCGCCCGCCUGCAGAACCAGUGGGAGAGAGCCAGCCCCGGGCUGAACCCCGACCUGCCGGCGGACGCCCACCGUGGGCGCCUGGUCUCGGCCGUGGCUUCCAGCAGGGCGGUUGUGGUCGUGGGCGAGACGGGGUGCGGGAAGACCACGCGGAUCCCUCGCUUCCUGCUGGAGGAGCAGGUGAAAGGCGGCGCCGGCGCCCACUGCAACAUCCUGGUGACGCAGCCUCGCCGGAUCAGCGCCGUGUCGGUGGCCCAACGCGUGGCUCAGGAGAUGGGUCCGUCUCUGAGGCAGUCCGUGGGAUAUCAGGUGCGUCUGGACAGUCGACCUCCAGCUCACAGCGGGGGAGCCCUCCUCUUCCUCACAGUGGGGGUCCUGCUGAGGAAGCUGCAGUCCAACCCCACCCUGACGGGGGUCAGCCACGUGGUGGUGGACGAGGUGCACGAGAGAGACAUCAACACGGACCUGCUGCUGGCUUUGCUGCGCCGCUGCCUGGAGGAGAACGGCGGGCUGCGGGUGGUGCUGAUGAGCGCCAGCGGCGACACGCGGCGGCUGGCGGCGUACUUCGGAGGCUGUCCCGUGGUGACGGUGCCCGGCUUCAUGCACCCGGUGAAGCAGCGCUACCUGGAGGAGGUGUUGAGCGAGAUGGGGGCGGAGCCACACAAACAGACAGGAACAGAAGAUCCCAAUCCAGACCCGGAUCCUGAUCUGGAUCUAGUCGCCGACGUCAUUGAGCACAUUGACAAACACGGAGAAGCAGGUGCAGUACUGUGUUUCCUCCCCGGGUGGCAGGAAAUCCGAGCAGUUCAGGACAAGCUGCAGGCUAAAGCUCACUUCAGCUGCAACCCUCAGACCAUCCUGCCCUUACACUCCAGUCUGUCUGUGGCCGACCAGCAGAUGGUGUUCCAGCGCCCCCCGCUGGGCCGGAGGAAGAUCGUACUGGCCACGAACAUUGCCGAGACCUCCAUCACCAUCGACGAUGUGGUUCAUGUGGUGGACACGGGAACUCACAAAGAGCAGAACUACGACCCACGCACCAAGGUCUCCUGUCUGGACACGGUUUGGAUCUCGCGCUCUAACGUCACACAGAGGAGAGGGCGAGCGGGGCGAUGUCAGCCCGGACAGUCCUACCACCUGUUUCCACGGAAACACCUGGACGCCAUGACACCGUUCCCCAUUCCUGAGAUCCUGCGCACCCCUCUGGAGAGUCUGGUGGUUCAGGCCAAAGUCCACAGCCCUCACUGCCAGGCUGUAGACUUUUUAUCGCAGGUGUUGGACAGUCCUGACCCCAAAGCUGUGAAAGACGCCGUCCAGAACCUCCAGGACAUUGGCGUUCUGGACGGGACGGAGACCCUGACCCCUCUAGGACAGCGUGUGGCCUGCAUGUCCUGUGACCCCCGGCUGGGGAAGGUCCUGGUCCUCGGCGCCCUCUUCAGAUGCACCCUGCCCAUGCUGUCUGUGGCCGCCUGCCUCACCAGAGACCCUUUCCUCAACAGCCUGCAGAACCGAGCGCUGGUCAAGAAGGCUAAAGAGGCUCUGAAUGGCUCCAGCUACAGCGACUACCUGGUGUUCAGCCGGGCUGUCCUGCGCUGGAGGACGCUUCAGCAGGGGGGGGCCAGACAGUCCCAAGAAGACUUCCUGGAGCAGUACACACUGUCCAGGUCCAGCCUGCGAUUCAUCAACGGCCUCAUCUCUCAGUUCAGUGGGAACCUGUGUGAAGCAGACCUGGUUCCUGCCUCCAGCGACGGUCAGAGUCUCUCCUCUGUUUAUAAUGAGCUCAGUGAUGAAGAGGAGCUGCUGAAGGCUGUGCUGCUGGCUGGACUCUACCCCAACCUCAUCCAGGUGAAGAAAGGCGCCGUGACUAAAGGCCGUUUCCGUCCAAACAGCGUGACUCUUCGGACAGUUGGCGGUCCGGUGCUUCUUCAUCGCUCCUCCGUCAACAGAGGCAGGGAUGAAUUCCCGAGUCGCUGGCUGACCUUCUUCAGCGCGGUGAAGUCCAACGAUCAGGUCUUCAUCAGAGACUCGUCGGCGGUGCAUCCUCUGGCGCUGCUGCUGCUGACAGACUGUGACAUGGCAGAGACUGUGACCGGAGACAUGGUGGACGUCUCUUUCCCGGGACGCUCUCUGAUGCGCUGCCGACUGUCGGCCGAGUCGUGGGAGCUGCUCUGGGGGAUUCGCACCGCCGUCCACAGCAUGAUGUACCGGACCCUCAGCAGCCCCUCCAGUGCCUCUCGGAACACCGAGCAGGACGGACGGCUGCUCCGCCUCCUGGUGGGACUGCUGAACGGCACGCACCAAAGUGGCCUGGCCCCGAGUGCUGACAGUGACGGCGAGGGGGGCUGA